Messenger RNA from Trichoderma breve, 903 nucleotides. RefSeq lists its product as uncharacterized. Bases 1 to 903 code for a protein of 300 amino acids. The record is from RefSeq and is a predicted model, not a curated record. The transcript has a single exon. NCBI's taxonomy places the organism in Eukaryota, Fungi, Ascomycota, Sordariomycetes, Hypocreales, Hypocreaceae. Gene Ontology annotation, molecular function: oxidoreductase activity.
AUGGCUGCGAUUGACGUUGAAACAUUCACCACUGGCCAGAUCGGCCUGUGGAAUGGAACACAGGACGGCAAGGAUGGCAUCGUCGACUACAAGAACGGGCAAGCAAGCGCCGAGACGAAUCUCCUGUUUCCACGAGAUGUGGAUAUCACGGUCCAAGACAUGCGAUAUCUGAGUCCUUCGCCGCAACUCAUGAAGAAUGGAUAUCAGCUCAUCACAAGUCCAACGGCCAUAUCCGAGCAAGACUUUGAAGCCGCCGACUCAACGACCAAAGACGUAAUCGAGAGCGAUUAUUACGAGGAAGUGAGCAGAGUGGUUCGAGAAAUGACGCAAUCCGACCAUGUGUUCCCGUACAACUUUGAGACUCGAAACCAACAGGCCAAGGUGCAGGACUACUUGAGGGACGCAAUAGACCAGCCAGGACCGCGCCCCGUUGCCCACGUCGACCGAGAUCUGCCAAAUGCCAUUGUAUCGCUGCAAUGCGCUCUGGGCAAGGAGAAAGCCGCGGACCUCUUAAAGCGGCACAAACGGUGGGCGCAGGUCAAUCUCUGGAGACCCAUCGGCCGCCCAGUUGUCAAGUGGCCGCUCGUCUUUGCGAAUCACGAUGCGAUUCCAGACUGGGACUACGACACGCACAUGGCCCGCGUCUACAGCGUCAACGAUCCCCGGAUCGCCGACCGAGGGGGCAAGAGUCACAACUGCAUCUUGAUCGACGACGAUCGAUACGCUUACCACUAUGCGAGCAACGUCGCUCCGGAUGAGGCGCUGGUGUUUUUCUCGUUUCACUCGGAUCCCAAGAUGGUGCUGCCGCAUGGAGCGUUUUGGGAUAACAAGACGCCGGACGAUGCGCCGCCGAGGCGAUCCCUGGAGGUGCGAUGCUUUGUAUUUUUCGAUGAUGUGGAAUAA